Coregonus sp. 'balchen' is the source of this 2930-nucleotide messenger RNA. The record is from the annotation of a GenBank genome assembly. Lineage: Eukaryota; Metazoa; Chordata; Actinopteri; Salmoniformes; Salmonidae.
GUAGGCCUCAUUCUGUCCUUUCGCGAAGAACUGACACGGAGAUAACGUUCCUGACUCACCGCUGUUCGCUUGGAAUUUACGAAUAAGUCGGUCGGGAAUAUAUAAAAAAAAAAAUGGUAAGAUAACAUUUUAAUUCCUUAAACUAUACGCGAGCUAAACUCGUUACAUAUAGCUAACUAGCUAAGUGGAACGAUGGAAGAACAGUCCGGUAUUUCUUCUGAAUCCGAGCAAUUGCACACAUGUAGUAGGUAGCUAGCGAAGAUGGCUAACGUUAGCUAGCUAUUUUGGCCCAUAACUUUAGCUUGCUGUAGAUUCCUCAAUUAAUGGGCGGAGAUCUGAUAUUUUUGAAGUAGUUUUUGAAUGGUUUUGAUGUGACUGAGUGUAGUUUAAAUGAGACUGAAGUCUUGCUGAUGCCUGAUUGGCGUUGCCUAGCUGUGCUAACUUGGCUUAUUAGCCAACAACAAAUGUCCCACCCCCCCCAUAUGCAACACUCUUAACUUGACAUGAAGUCUUGGUUGGUUAACCUAAUUUGAAGCUGUACAAAUGUAGAUGGAUUGUUUAUUAACCUCUACCUCAAUUUCAUUGUUGUGAUGACUGGAGUAAAACAUGGCCAUUAACGUUACUAGUACGCCUAAAGGAAUUUACAUUUGUUUAGGUCAAUAAAAUCAAUAUGUGUAUAGGCUAGCAGUUACCUAAGUAACUCCAAUUUAAGUGACCAUUGGAGUAACAAGGUGUACCCCCCAAGAUGCUGAAAUCCUCAUUAAUCAUUCAGUUUAUUUCUGGCGCUUGGCUGUACCACAGUCAACACUGGCUACUAUGUAUGCGUUCAUUGAUUCUACACCAUUUGGCUAGAAGGUUAGAAACGUAUUACAAUCUGACUCAAAAGUUAUUCUGAGCACAUUGAUGGCACAUUCAAUCAGAUUCUUACCACACAUUCAGCGUCGUUGCCCUCUUGAAAUGCAGCAUUCUUUUCUUGCACGUGUAGGCAUUCAAGGACACUGGUAAAGCCCCUGUUGAGGCUGAGGUUGCCAUCCAUCGCAUCCGUAUCACCCUCACCAGCCGCAAUGUCAAGUCUCUAGAAAAGGGUAAGCUCACUUUACUAUGGCUUUCAGUCUUAAGUGAAAUAUUUGUUAUAUACUGCAUUAACUUUGCGUCAACAUCUUUGGCUAUGAGGAUAAAAACUUGAUAUGACAUAGCAAACGGUAUGACAUACUGAUUUAUCAUACGCUAUUCUGAGCCUUGUGUGCGCAUUGGAGCACACAUGUAGCUUAGUUGCUUUCGUUUGACAAGCAGUUGUUUUCCUUUGUGUCCUUAGUGUGCGCAGACCUCAUCCGUGGCGCUAAGGAGAAGAACCUCAAGGUGAAGGGACCAGUCCGUAUGCCCACCAAGGUAUGUACCAGAUAUAGAUGGUGGACUUCACUGUAUCCUUGACAGCCUGGGACCCACAUCUGUGGUCUACCCCAGGUCUCUAUAGAGGUGAUGCCAAAUCAAUGUCCCUGCGCUUUCUGCCCGCUCUGUGGCGGCUCGGAUUGAAUCGGGGAAGAUAUGACAAACUUGGUUUAGACAACAAAACUGUCAAUAUGUUUAAGGCUGCAGAAGAUGGUCCUCUGUAGCUCAGCUGGUAGAGCACGGCGCUUGUAACGCCAAGGUAGUGGGUUCGAUCCCCGGGACCACCCAUACACAAAAAAAUGUAUGCACGCACGACUGUAAGUCGCUUUGGAUAAAAGCGUCUGCUAAAUGGCUUAUUAUUAUUAUUAUUAUAUUAAGAUAGAAUGAGGGAAAUGGUCGUUUGUUUUCGACCAGAUGCAGGGCCAAAAAUUUAGUUUUUGGCCCACCAGCCAAUGGCAGGUAGAUGGAGAAAUCUAACAGCCACUCAAGAUUUUUACCAGGCAAAAUAUUUAAAUUAUAAUUGCAUCAAAAAAACUGAAUGCUUUAAUGUUUCUAAAACAACAAAUGUCUUAGUCAGAUGUGUUAUUGUUUCAUUUUGUGAUCUGAAUCUGUUAACCAAAAUAUCAAAUGAGACAGCUGCCCCUUUAAGGGUGAGGUUACCAUGGUAAUAGGGCCACUAAAGUCCUGUCACUUGUGAGAUUUGUGAUCUGACUAGGGCAUCUCUUCGCUAGCAGUUGAAGCAGACGCAAACUAACGUUAAACAUAAUUCUUGUCAACAAAACAAUGUAAAUUGCCAAGAAACACAAGGAAAAAGUUGCACGUUUGUGGACAUUCGCGUGAAUUGACGUUUAUGCCUGUGCGCAACGCCUCCAAAAAUGAAUCGAUCAGCACUUCACUCAGUGCACACAGCUCCCCUGCCAGGCAGUGUUGCUGCACGAGGUGGGAUAUAGUAUUUGUACGUCUUUGUGCGAUUAGCAGCUAUGAAACAAAACAGCAGUAUUACUAUUAUAACCGCUACUGCAGCAUUUUUCAGCUAUAAAUUGCAACUCAUGUGCUCAUUUUUACCUUUGACUAUUUGUAUUCAGGAAUGUAAUGCUCGCACUGUAGAGCCCUGCAACUUGACCACGUGGCUGGUGAAAUUGAUAUUCUUACCUGCAAUACCUAAAGCUACCCACAUUUGGCGGGUUAUAAUUUUCUGCCCUUAACAGAUGGCACGAAGCCCCAAGAGGUGUUGAGAAAAUGUGCCAAUGUGCUUGGUCAAAAGUUUUAAUCCCAUUGUGACUCUUCCGCUCACCAUUUGUGACAUCUUAUUUCAUAUUCUCAUCUCCUUUCAGACUCUGCGGAUCACCACCAGGAAGACCCCCUGUGGAGAGGGUUCCAAGACCUGGGAUCGCUUCCAGAUGCGGAUCCACAAGCGUCUGAUCGACCUGCACAGUCCCUCUGAGAUUGUCAAGCAGAUCACCUCCAUCAGUAUCGAGCCCGGUGUAGAGGUCGAGGUCACCAUCGCUGACGCAUAAGCUGUUUACAAUAAAAUAUGGAAA